AGGAAAGAGACAGUCAAGGCAUCCUGAGGCUGUGACUACAGCCAAUUGUCUCUCCCUGGGGUAUUUAUAAGCUGCAUACUGGCGGGCAGGGGUGGGCAGUUGGCACCGUGACCUUGGGAGCUGGGGAGACUGACUAGAAUUCCUGGGAGCCACGUGAGCUGGACUGGCAGGAGCAGCUGCAGCCAAUGGGGAGGAGACCAGCACUGGCUGUUCAGAUUGAGUUUCACUCCUGUGGCUUGAGUUUUUUCUCUUUCUCUCCCUGUCGUGCUUUUGCUCUUUGUUUACGGGAUUGGACAGACGAAUGCACUGAUGGAGCCCUAGCAAGCAAGAUGUUUGCCUAGUUGAUUUGGGAUUCUGCCUUCAGUGCUGAGCAAACACUUCUUGCCAUUGCCUACCCCAGCUCCAGCCCCCUGACAUGGCUGGGCUCUCCCGGCUCUGGGCCCUCUGAGCACACAACCUGCCCUCUUCUAGUGGGGCAUUUUACAUUGUGCUCUCUCGUAAGCACGUCCUUUUUGCUAUCCUUAGAGGUUAGUGUAUGAGGCUUUUUAAUCCAUGGGAGAUGGGUCAGGACCAGACAAAGCAACAGAUAGAGAAAGGACUCCAUCUCUACCAGUCUAAUCAGACCGAAAAGGCCCUCCGAGUCUGGAUGAGGGUUUUGGAGAAGUCUGCGGAUCCUGCUGGCAGGUUUCGGGUUUUGGGUUGCCUCAUCACUGCUCACGCAGAGAUGGGCAGAUACAAAGACAUGCUGAAGUUUGCAGUGGUCCAGAUUGACACAGCACGGGAGCUGGAAGACCCAGAUUUCCUUACAGAGAGCUACCUAAACCUGGCUCGCAGCAAUGAGAAACUCUGUGAAUUCCAGAAAACAAUCUCUUACUGCAAGACGUGCCUGAACAUGCAGGGUACCACUGUGAGCAUGCAGCUGAAUGGCCAGGUGAGCCUCAGCAUGGGCAAUGCCUUCUUGGGCCUCAGCAUUUUCCAGAAGGCUUUGGAGUGCUUUGAGAAAGCUUUACGCUACGCACACAACAACGAUGACAAGAUGCUGGAGUGUCGAGUCUGCUGCAGCCUCGGGAACUUCUACACCCAGAUAAAGGACUAUGAGAAAGCCUUGUUUUUCCCAUGUAAAGCUGCUGAACUGGUGAAUGACUACGGGAAGGGCUGGAGCCUGAAGUACCGUGCCAUGAGCCAGUACCACAUGGCCGUGGCCUAUCGGAAGCUGGGGCGCCUGGCAGACGCCAUGGAUUGCUGUGAGGAGUCCAUGAAGAUUGCCCUGCAGCAUGGUGACCGGCCGCUGCAAGCACUGUGUCUGCUCUGCUUUGCAGACAUCCAUCGCAGCCGCAGGGACGUGCAGACAGCCUUCCCUCGGUAUGAUUCUUCCAUGAGCAUCAUGACAGAGAUUGGAAACCGCCUGGGCCUGGUCCAGGUGCUGCUAGGAGUGACUAAGUGCUGGAUGAUCCAAAAGGAGCUGGACAAGGCUCUGGAAAGCAUUGAAAAGGCACAGGAGCUGGCAGAGGGACUAGGGAACAAGCUCGGCCUGCUGAAGCUCCACUGCCUGUGUGAAAGGAUCUAUCGUACGAAGGAGCAGCAGCAAGAAUUGCGUGACCAUGUAGUGAAGUUCCACGAAUGUGUGGAGGAGAUGGAGCUGUACUGUGGCAUGUGUGGAGAGUCCAUUGGGGAGAAGAACAACCAGCUCCAGGCACUACCUUGCUCCCACUUCUUCCACUUGAAGUGCCUCCAGACCAACGGGACCCGCGGCUGCCCCAACUGCCGCCGCUUGUCGGUGAAGCCCGGCUACGUCUGAGCGCCCGCGGGCCCGGCCGGGGACUGACGGAGCCGCUCCCGGGCCCCCUCGGGCUGUGCCUGGCGGGGGCGUCCUCGGCCUCCCCUGCGCGGGGCCGCCUCACGGCUCGGCCCCGCUCCCUUCCCCCUCGCUGCUGUGUACGGGCACUGGCUGUAAUAAAGGCUUUCUCCGGGA
Molecule: messenger RNA, 1972 nt
Organism: Haemorhous mexicanus (house finch)
Lineage: Eukaryota; Metazoa; Chordata; Aves; Passeriformes; Fringillidae
Gene: RAPSN
Product: receptor associated protein of the synapse
Exons: 8
Coding region: 536-1798 (420 amino acids)
Biological process (GO): chemical synaptic transmission
Cellular component (GO): synapse
Molecular function (GO): protein-membrane adaptor activity; acetylcholine receptor binding
Source: RefSeq, a predicted model, not a curated record